AUGGCCACUCAAGCAGCUCCCUCCUCGUCCUCUUCAUUUUCUUCAUCCUCUUAUUCUUCUUCUUCUUGCCCUCAAUGGAAAUACCAUGUGUUCCUCAGUUUUUGUGGUGUUGACACCCGCAAGAAUUUCACAGAUCAUCUUUAUACUGCUUUGAAACAAAAGGGUAUUAUCACUUUUAGGGAUGAUGAGAAACUUGAGCGAAGAAAGUAUAUUUCCCCAGAGCUCUUGAAAGCAAUAGAAGAGUCCAAGUGGUGCUUAACUGAACUAGCAAAAACUUUUGAAUGCAUGAAAAAGACCAAAUUGACAGUUUUGCCCGUCUUUUAUCAUGUGGAUCCCUCGGAUGUAAGAAACCAAAGUGGCACUCUUGCUGAAUCCUUUGUUAAACAUGAGGAAGAUACCAGGGUUAACACAGAAGAUGUGCAAGUGUGGAAAGAUGCUUUGAAAGACUUAGCUCAUAUAUCUGGAUGGCAUCUGCAUGAUAGACAUGAAUCAAUAAUUAUACAAAAAAUCAUUGGAAGAAUAUUUAGUGAGUUGUAUCACAAACUCCCAUGUGUUUCUGAGGACCUUGUUGGAAUGGACUCCUGUGUGGAGGAAAUGUUGGAUUCAUACAUAGGUGAAGGGUUGGGUGGUGUUCGCUUUGUUGGGAUAUGCGGGAUGGGUGGAAUGGGCAAAACAACCCUUGCACUUGAAAUUUAUAGAAGAACUUUUGGUAACUUUGAAGCAAGAAGCUUUAUUGCUAAUAUUAGAGAAGAAACUAAAAAUCAAGGCCUAGUUUCUUUACAAAAACAACUACUUUCUAAGAUCCUCAUGGAAAGUGAAAUAAAUAUAUGGGAUGUUUGUGAGGGAAUCAAUGUUAUAAGGAAUACACUAUGUACUAAAAAUGUUUUUAUUAUUCUUGAUGAUGUGGAUGAAGAUAAGCAAUUAGAAGCAUUGGUAGGGAAGCAUAAUUGGUUUGGUCCUGGAAGUAGAAUCAUGGUAACAAGCAGAGAUAGCCAUUUAUUGAUAAGAUGUGGUGUGGAUUACAUAUAUACAGCCAAGGAAUUGAAUAACGAUGAUGCUUUGCAGCUUUUUAGUUGGAGAGCUUUUCAUAAACCUCAUCCAGAAGAAGAUUAUGUGAAUUUGUCUAAGGACUUUGUGAAUUAUGCUAAAGGCCUUCCUUUAGCUCUUAAAGUUUUAGGUUCUUUGUUGUUUGCUAAAAGAAUGAAUGAAUGGAAAAGUGUCCUAGAUAAACUAAACGAAGAACCUGAUAGAAACAUUUUGGAUAUACUUCAAAUAAGCUUUGAUGGGUUAACAAAUACACAGAAAGGAUUGUUUUUAGAUAUUGCAUGUUUUUUCAAAGGGGAGAACAAAGAUUGCAUAAGAGACAUACUGGAAAGUUUUUGCUAUUAUCCUAACUACAAUAUUGGUGUUCUUAAGGACAAAUCUCUCAUAACCAUUGAUGACUAG
Messenger RNA from Quercus lobata, 1446 nucleotides. Its product is annotated as TMV resistance protein N-like. Lineage: Eukaryota; Viridiplantae; Streptophyta; Magnoliopsida; Fagales; Fagaceae. Gene Ontology annotation, biological process: defense response; signal transduction. The transcript has 3 exons. The record is from RefSeq and is a predicted model, not a curated record. Gene Ontology annotation, molecular function: ADP binding. Bases 1 to 1446 code for a protein of 481 amino acids.